AUGCCAGAUGGGUUCUGUCACCAAACUGUAACAACCACUUCCCAACUACUAGAGAGUUUCGAAGGGUCUUCACCAAUUCUGGCUGAUAUAUAUAAUCCCUCCAUCAAAGUAUUCAAGCUUUAUCUUGUCAAAUACUUGUACAAGAAAGAAAUGUCCGUAAGAACCUCUCUUGUGAUACUAUUCUUUUGGGCAGCUCUCACCAUUGUCACGCCUAUCCUGGUUCGCAUGUCCUCUUCAAAUUAUUCCGAUGAACCGGAGGAGGUCGAGGGGAUGACUUUCUUGUCAAGAAGAACACUUGUAUCCACCGCAAGUCCACCUGCACUAGCGCCUGCACCUUGUGGUUCUGGUGGUGUUCAAAUUGCAGUGACGCAAAGAUACCCAAGAAAAGCUCUAGUGAAACAUUGAUCGUGAUCAGGUUAUCUGUAGCUGGGUGUAGUUUUUUCUUCGCUUUUUUAUUAACAAUUAUUCAAUUAACGAUGUUUGGUGAAAGGUGAAUGAGCUAGCAACGAAUAAGAAUCAUGUACC
This is a messenger RNA of Lactuca virosa, 525 nucleotides long. Lineage: Eukaryota; Viridiplantae; Streptophyta; Magnoliopsida; Asterales; Asteraceae. The record is from the annotation of a GenBank genome assembly.